AUGCCGAAAAAGAGCUCGAUAGGAGGCCGGCGUAGGGCAUGGGACUUCGUCCGGCUAGCGCUGUUGUGGGCCCGAAAGGGGGGCAUUUUUAGAAACCGUCUGAUCGUGAGCCUGAAAUCGGUCGAGAAAGGAAUGCUAAGAAAACUCCGGCACUCGAGUCAGACGCCACGUGGUGGGGCCCUCAUCUAUGGGGAGCGCGAGCUGUCGUUCGACGAGACACCCGUUGUUCACGUGAGGAUGAGCCGGAGGCCCUUAGGGUCCAUGCGGUUCAAGUUGCCGCACAUCCCGUGCAUCGAGCCGCAUGUCGUGGAUUUCGACUAUGAUUUCGAGUUUGGUGAUGGAGAGGGUUAUGAUUACGAUGUGGGAGAAGCUUGCCAUAGUGUCAAGGACUCGAGUUUUGUAGUCGAGAGUUUCGAAAAUGGAGUAGAAGAAGACGAAGAAGAAGAAGAAGAAGAAGAAGAGGAAGAGGGGAUUGAUGUGAAGGCCGAGCUGUUUAUAGCAAAGUUUUAUGAGCAAAUGAAACUUCAGAGACAAAUGUCGCGCCUUCAGUACAGCUAA
Striga hermonthica is the source of this 558-nucleotide messenger RNA. NCBI's taxonomy places the organism in Eukaryota, Viridiplantae, Streptophyta, Magnoliopsida, Lamiales, Orobanchaceae. The record is from the annotation of a GenBank genome assembly.